CGGCAAAAAUACUACAUCCUCUAAAGAUCAAAGUACAAGAACAUAGGGAAAUAUUAAGCGUGAGAAAUCAUUCCUAAAAUUAAUCCUUACGAAUUGCUUUAUUGAAUGAAGGAUGGAGUUUGAGCGUCACCUUUCUUUUCCGGUGGGGCGCUCAUAGUGUGAAAUCAACAUCUGCAUCGGUAGUAACACUUUUGACGGAUGUAUUAUGCAUUUAUAAGAACUCUGUCUUCAGAUAAACUAAGGUUUUCCAGGAGGCUACUGUAUGCAAGAGGGUGGACCGAAUUGGGUUUAGGCUUAACGUUACAGUAAGAAUGUCACGAGUUAAAUCAGAGUCACCGACCGCCGUUACCAAUGUACAUACAGGCUCAAAGAUGCAGAGAGUAAUUUACGUUACUUACCUCAUAGCUGUCCUGGAUAUCACGUGGAUGUUUUUACAGUUUUCCAUCACUCCUUAUUUGGCGAAGAAGCUGGGAUUUGACACCCUAUGGAUUGGCUAUUUGCAAACCAUGGUUGGUGUCGUCCAAUUGUUGGGAGGCCCGAUAUUUGGCAGGUUUGCAGACCUUUUUGGUGCCAGAGCAGCAAUGUGUCUAUCCUGCACUGCCUCUGUAGUCUACUAUGGGUUACUAGCGAUCGCUGACAGUCCUCUCAUGCUCUUCAUCCACAAACUCCCCGCUGUCUUAAUGCAUGGCUUGCCUGGAGCCCAGAUGGUAGUGACUGACCUGACAGAACCUGACAAGCGGGCAGAGGCCCUUGGCAAGCUGGGCCUAUGUUUUGGCAUUGGCAUGGUUGCCGGCUCCACCUUGGGCGGUACACUCAGCACACGCUAUGGGGAGACAUUUGCUGCUUGUGUAGCUGCUGGAGGGAGCUUCAUCAGCUUCCUGUUGGUUUGGAUGUUUAUCCCGAAACACACUAAGAUACAAGCUCCACAGGACAACACAGACAAGAAGAGCAAUGCCAAGUCAGUCUUUGACCUGGGUGAGAUCACCAGACUGAUGAAGUACCCUGGUGUGGCCAAAACCUUCAUGGUCAAGAUCAUCUCAGGUCUGCCAUCAGGUAUCUUUCAGGUCAUGUUCUCUGUUAUCGCCAUGAACUUCUUCCAGCUGGCGCCAGAGCAGAAUGGCUACCUUAUGGCCUACUUUGGGAUCGUGUCAAUGGUAAUCCAAGGAGGAGUGAUUGGCCGGCUGACCUCAAAGUACUCUGAGAACUCACUGCUUCUCCUCUCCAUCGGCAUGUCAAGUCUGGUGGGCCUGGCUCAGGUCUUCAUGGCCAACGUGUUCCAGUUCUGCUUCAUCGUCCUCCCCAUGAUGUUUUCUCUCAGCGUGUUCAACGUCAUCACUGACAGCAUGCUGACGAAGACUGUGCCUUCCUCCGAUACCGGCAUGAUGCUGGGCCUGUGUGCCUCUGUGCAGUCUCUGCUCCGCACCAUCGGCCCCACUAUUGGAGGCUUCUUGUAUCACAACUACGGAGUGGCCUCUUUUGGGUUCAUCCAGUUUGCCGUGAACAUGGUCGUGUUUGUGUUUAUGCUUAGAAAUAUGGUCAACAGCAAAGACGAGCGCAGAGAAUGACAUUCCACAGACUUAAAUACAUAGGGCAUUUUAAAAGUGACCUAAAUAUAAUUUUAUAUUAUCAGAGAAUGUAAUUAUAUUUCUAUAAUGGACAAAAAUAUACAAAUGCAACAUACAACAAUUUCCUAGAUUUUACUGAGUUACAGUUCAUAUGAGGAAACCAGUUGAUUGAAAUAUAUUCAUUAGGCCCUAAUCAAUGGAUUUCACAUGACUGGGAAUACAGAUAUGAAUCUCUUGUUCAAAGAUGCCUUAAAAAAAAAGGUAGGGACGUGGAUCAGAAAACCAGUCAGUAUCUGAUGUGACCACUAUUUGUUGAUUGUGGCCUGUGGAAUUUUGUCCCACUCCUCUUCAAUGGCUGUGUGAAGUAGCUGGAUAUUGGCUGGGAACUGGAACACGCUGUCGUACACGUCGAUCCAGAUAAUCCCAAACAUGCUCAAUGGGGUGACAUGUCUGGUGAGUAUGCAGGCCAUGGAAGAACUGGGACAAUUUCAGCUUCCAGGACUUGUGUACAGAUCCUUGCAACAUGGGGCCGUGCAUGAAUCAUGAGGUGAUGACGCUGAAUGAAUGGCACGACAAUGUGCCUCAGGAUCUCGCUACAGGGAUCUUUGUGCAUUCAAAUUGCCAUCGAUAAAAUGCAAUUGUGUUCAUUGUCCGUAACUUAUGCGUGCCCCCAUACCAUAACACCACGGAGCACUCUGUUCACAUCAGCAAACCGCUCACACACACGCCGCCAUACACGUGGUCUGCUGUUGUGAGGGCAGCUGGAUGUACUAUCAAAUUCUCUAAAACGAUAUUGAGGCGGCUAAUGGUAGAGAAAUUGACAUUCAAUUCUCUGGCAAACAGCUCUGGUGGACAUUCCUGCAGUCACAUGCCAAUUGCACACUUCCUCAAAACUUGAGAUAUCUGUAGUAUUUUUCUUAUGACAAAAACAAAAAAAAAACGGCACAUUUGACUGGCCUUUUAUUGUCCUUUGUAAUGAUCAUGCCGUUUAAAUCAGCUUCAUGACAUGUCACACCUGUCAGGUGGAUGGGUUAUCUUGGCAAAGGAGAAAUGCUCACUAACAGGGACGUAAACACAUUUGUGCACAACAUUUGAGAAAUAAGCUCUUUGUGCGUAUGGAACAUCUCUGGGAUCAGGAACGUUCAGAAGACCAGUCGUUUGCUGGAGAUGCCACUUACAUAUAAAAUCAUUUGUUGAUUCUG
Molecule: messenger RNA, 2767 nt
Organism: Oncorhynchus keta (chum salmon)
Lineage: Eukaryota; Metazoa; Chordata; Actinopteri; Salmoniformes; Salmonidae
Gene: slc67a1
Product: solute carrier family 22 member 18
Exons: 11
Coding region: 312-1565 (417 amino acids)
Biological process (GO): transmembrane transport
Molecular function (GO): transmembrane transporter activity
Source: RefSeq, a predicted model, not a curated record